GAUUCCCUUCUUAACACCCAUACUCCCAACUCACUUUCUCCGUCUUCCUUCCACCCUCUCUUUAGCCGCACAGUCACUCCAUUUCUUCUUCUUUUUCCUUCCACCAGCGCCUUUUGUCGAGCUUCCCAUCAUACGACCCGUCUUUCGACAGCCGCUCUCGGUCUACGGUGCCAACCUCCGCUUACAGCAACUACACUCCGACGAGCAGCUUUAAUUGGCCGCCUCCACCAUCACUAACACUAACUGGCUGAAUACCGAUUUUCUGCAGCCACCCUUUCUCUAUCGACAUCGAUUCGGGUUGCUCUUACUUCCCAGGGAUCGCAUUUUUUAUUUUAAACUCCAUCACGUUCCUGCAAAGAUUCGAGUCCUUUUGCAAUUAUUCAGUCUCUAUCCUGGAUUUGCUUGCGGAACAUAGGCAACUGGUGCAUUUUAUAAUUUGAACCGAAAAAGGAAAAGGAAAUGCUACGAAGACAACUGUGUUACUUAUUAUCUAGCUCACUUGCCUCUGUUCGUACUAAACCCCCACCUGCUAUUGUAAUAAACCAAGCAUUAUUGCAUCCAUUCUUAGAGUUCCAGCAAAACCCUUGCCUUGAUCGGUGUGUAGGUUCCCCUCUUUCUGGAAAUAUCUUUGGUUUUCGAGCUUUCAGCCUUUUGAGCUUAAAUGAUCUGAGAGACAAAGUUCCAAGGAAACAGAAGACAAGAAAGGGUCGUGGUAUUGGUUCUGGGAAGGGGAAAACGGCUGGAAGAGGUCACAAGGGCCAAAGAGCAAGAGGUUCUGGAAAGCUCGGGUUUGAAGGUGGUCAAACCCCACUGCGCCGCAGGCUUCCUAAAAGAGGGUUUAAAAAUCCUUUCAGCCUCACGUUUCAGCCAGUUGGUUUGGGAAAGAUUGCUAAACUUAUAAAUGCUGGGAAAAUUGAUUCUUCUGAAUUAAUAACUAUGAAAACUCUCAAGGAUACAGGUGCAAUUGGAAAACAAAUAGAGGAUGGGGUAAGACUGAUGGGACGUGGUGCCGAACAUAUCAAGUGGCCAAUUCACCUAGAGGUGUCGAGGGUCACUGUUCGAGCGAAGGAAGCUGUCGAAGCUGCAGGUGGGACUGUUCGAAGAGUAUAUUACAACAAAUUAGGCCUUCGGGCGCUUCUCAAGCCCGAGUGGUUUGAAAAGAAAGGGAGACUUCUACCACGUGCGGCAAGGCCACCACCAAAGCAGCAAGACAAAGUCGACAGCAUUGGACGCUUGCCUGCUCCAACUAAACCUAUUCCUUUUUCAGUUGAAUAUGAAGAUGGAGGAAAGGCAGCGUCCAAUUUGUCUACCUGAGCAUUAUAGUUGUUGAACUUCGAUUUAAGGAAUUUAAGUUUCGGUUGUCAUUUUCAAAUGCAAUUUCUCUUAGUAAUAUGCUCAUGAUUUUGUUUC
This is a messenger RNA of Cucumis melo (muskmelon), 1410 nucleotides long. RefSeq lists its product as uncharacterized. Bases 460 to 1314 code for a protein of 284 amino acids. NCBI's taxonomy places the organism in Eukaryota, Viridiplantae, Streptophyta, Magnoliopsida, Cucurbitales, Cucurbitaceae. Gene Ontology annotation, cellular component: mitochondrial large ribosomal subunit. Gene Ontology annotation, biological process: translation. Gene Ontology annotation, molecular function: structural constituent of ribosome. The record is from RefSeq and is a predicted model, not a curated record. The transcript has 5 exons.